Molecule: messenger RNA, 430 nt
Organism: Austrofundulus limnaeus
Lineage: Eukaryota; Metazoa; Chordata; Actinopteri; Cyprinodontiformes; Rivulidae
Product: crooked neck-like protein 1
Biological process (GO): spliceosomal complex assembly; mRNA splicing, via spliceosome
Cellular component (GO): precatalytic spliceosome; post-mRNA release spliceosomal complex; U2-type catalytic step 2 spliceosome
Molecular function (GO): protein binding
Source: RefSeq, a predicted model, not a curated record
GGCUCGCUCCAUCUACGAGCGCGCGCUGGACGUGGACCACCGGAACGUCACUCUGUGGCUGAAGUAUGCCGAGAUGGAGAUGAAGAGCCGCCAGGUGAACCACGCUCGCAACAUCUGGGACAGAGCCAUCACCAUCCUGCCACGGGUCAACCAAUUCUGGUACAAGUACACCUACAUGGAGGAGAUGCUGGGGAACGUGGCCGGCUGCAGGCAGGUGUUUGAACGCUGGAUGGAGUGGGAGCCUGAGGAACAGGCCUGGCACUCCUACAUCAACUUUGAGCUGCGCUACAAGGAGGUGGACAAAGCCCGCACCAUUUAUGAACGAUAUAUCCUUCAGUGUGUGGAAGAGAAAUGUUUAAAGGGAUCCAUGAUUAGUUGUAACAUUAGAUUUUAUUUAAUAAACAUAUAUUUUAACUGUAAAGUAAAGACC